ACACUCCUAUAAGCAUACUUUUAAUUACUUUACUUCUUAUAGAUAUAAUACAUGGUUGUUUAUUUUAGAGGAUGAGAAGCUUCGAUGUGAUGCCCAAUUGUUUUACUCUUCCGGUUGUUUUAAAAGCUUGCGUGAUGGUUAAGGAUCUUAGACAGGGAGAGGAGUUACAGGGCUUUUCGAUAAAAACAGGGUUUAGGUCAAAUUGUUAUUUAGGAACUAAGUUGAUUGAGAUGUACUCAUGUGCAGGAGUGAUAGUAUCGGCGAAUAAGGUGUUUUGUGAGAUGGUUGAGAAAAAUGUAGUUAUUUGGACUUCGAUGAUCAAUGGGUGUCUUUUGAAUAAAGACUUAGCCUCUGCUCGACGCUAUUUUGAUUUGUCACCUGAGAGAGAUAUUGUGUUGUGGAACACUAUGAUAUCUGGUUAUAUUGAUAUGGGGAAUAUGAUGGAGGCUAAGAGUCUUUUUGAUCAAAUGCUUUGUAGGGAUGUCAUGUCGUGGAAUACGGUUUUAGAGGGUUAUGCAAGUAUUGGAGAUAUGGAAGAAUGUGAAAGGGUUUUUGAUGAAAUGCCAGAGAGAAACGUGUUCUCUUGGAAUGGUUUGAUCAAGGGCUAUGCUCAAAAUGGGCGGGUUUCUGAAGUGUUGGGUUCUUUUAAGAGAAUGGUAGAUGAAGGGAGUGUUGUUCCAAACGAUGCAACAUUGACGUUAGUCUUAUCCGCUUGUGCAAAGUUAGGAGCUUUUGAUUUCGGGAAAUGGGUACAUAAGUAUGGAGAAAAUCUUGGGUAUAAUAAGGUAGAUGUUAACGUUAAGAAUGCUUUGAUUGAUAUGUAUGGAAAAUGCGGAGCUAUAGAGAUAGCUAUGGAAGUUUUCAAAGGAAUAAAGAGAAGAGAUUUGAUAAGUUGGAAUACCAUGAUCAACGGCUUAGCUGCACAUGGACAUGGAACUGAGGCCUUAGAUUUAUUCCAUGAGAUGAAAAAUUCCGGAAUUAGUCCUGACAAGGUAACAUUCGUCGGUGUUUUAUGUGCCUGUAAACACAUGGGUUUGGUUGAAGAUGGCUUGGCUUAUUUCAAUUCCAUGUUUACUGAUUUCUCAAUCACGCCUCAGAUCGAGCAUUGCGGUUGUGUAGUGGAUUUGCUAUCACGGGCUGGAUUUUUAACACAAGCUGUUGAGUUCAUAAACAAAAUGCCAGUAAAAGCGGAUGCUGUUAUAUGGGCUACUCUACUUGGAGCUUCAAAGGUUUAUAAGAAGGUGGACACUGGCGAACUUGCUCUUAAAGAGUUGAUCAAGCUUGAACCAAGAAACCCGGCUAAUUUCGUGAUGCUCUCAAACAUUUAUGGAGAUGCAGGAAGAUUUGAUGAUGCUGCAAGGCUAAAAGUUGCUAUGAGAGACACCGGGUUUAAGAAAGAAGCAGGGAUUAGCUGGAUCGAGACCGAUGAUGGUUUAGUGAAGUUUUAUUCUUCGGGAGAGAAGCAUCCUCGAACAGAGGAAUUACAGAGGAUCUUGGGAGAGCUGAAGAGCUUCAACAUCCUUCUUGAUGAAGAAGAAGAACUUUAAGAACAUUUUAUGUAAUAUUGUAGAAACUUUUGUCAAGAUUGGACUUUUUCCAUUACAGGGAAUUUGGUGUGAAAAACAUUCUGCAAUGUGGAAGCAGAAACCUCGUACUCUUGAGUCUUGCGGUAUAGGAAUUUGUAUUAGUUAACAAUUUGUUAAAGCAAUUUACAAAGAGCCUUUUGCUCAGCUGAAGAAGCUUGCUGAGUUCUUGAGUU
This is a messenger RNA of Arabidopsis arenosa, 1759 nucleotides long. The record is from the annotation of a GenBank genome assembly. NCBI's taxonomy places the organism in Eukaryota, Viridiplantae, Streptophyta, Magnoliopsida, Brassicales, Brassicaceae.